This is a messenger RNA of Ailuropoda melanoleuca (giant panda), 2686 nucleotides long. It is a transcript of the gene P3H1, whose product is annotated as prolyl 3-hydroxylase 1. Gene Ontology annotation, molecular function: L-ascorbic acid binding; protein binding; iron ion binding. Gene Ontology annotation, biological process: collagen metabolic process. The coding region runs from base 596 to 2359 and encodes 587 amino acids. The transcript is spliced from 15 exons. The record is from RefSeq and is a predicted model, not a curated record. Gene Ontology annotation, cellular component: endoplasmic reticulum. Lineage: Eukaryota; Metazoa; Chordata; Mammalia; Carnivora; Ursidae.
GGGGGGCCGGGGAAGUGUCCGCGGAGAGGGAAGGUAGCCUCCUGGCCGGGGAGCUCUCCUCGGACCCAAGGAGAACGGGGACCCUGCCGGGAGACCUGCUUCGCCCGGUUCGCCUAGGCAGAUGGUAACCCCAAAGGUCCAGCCUGGGGUUAAGGCACGGACCAAGCAAAACUUGGCCUUAUGUCCCGCGGGAGGCUUCCUAAAGGGAACUAAAGCGGCAGCUUGGGUUUCUCAUCCAGAUUUCAUUGUAAGUGCCCGAGUGAGAAGCUAGGACCUUUCUACACUAUCUUCCUUCCGGUUCGCUGUUCAGUGGCUUUUCCUGCUGCCGAGUCCUGCAGCUCUCUUUCAGACCGGGAGGUUGCCACGUCGCCAGUAGGGGCUGUCUAGCCCCUCCCUGUGACGGGACCCUCUGACUAUUGUCAGGUUUUCAAAGAAAAUGAGUAUUUUUAGGAAUUCCAGAGUGGCUUAAGUCCAAGUGCAUACAUGGCUUUGGAGGGCCCGACUUGCGCGGUGAUGAUGAUGACAGCCGGCACAUGUUUCUGGGCACUAUUUUAAGUACUUGGUGUUUAUUGAUUUAUUUGCCCGGAUCCUGUCAAUGUCCCUGCUAGGUAAGAUCAACAAGUUGGAAAAGGCCGUAGCAGCAGCACACACCUUCUUCGUGGGCAAUCCUGAGCACACGGAGAUGCGGCAGAACCUAGACUAUUACCAAACCAUGUCUGGAGUGAAGGAAGCCGACUUCAAGGAUCUUGAGGCCAAACCACAUAUGCACGAGUUCCGGCUGGGAGUGCGGCUCUACUCCGAGGAACAGCCGCAGGAAGCCGUGGCCCACCUGGAGGCGGCGCUGCGAGAGUACUUGGUGGCGGACUCCGAGUGCCGCGCCCUGUGCGAAGGGCCCUACGACUAUGACGGCUACAACUACCUGGAGUACAACGCAGACCUCUUCCAGGCCAUUGCAGACCAUUACAUCCAGGUCCUCAGCUGUAAGCAGAACUGCGUCACGGAGCUGGCUUCCCACCCAAGUCGAGAGAAGCCCUUUGAAGACUUCCUCCCCUCACAUUAUAAUUAUCUGCAGUUUGCUUACUAUAACAUUGGGAAUUAUACACAGGCUAUCGAAUGUGCCAAGACCUAUCUCCUCUUCUUCCCCAACGAUGAGGUGAUGAACCAGAAUCUGGCCUACUAUACAGCCAUGCUUGGAGAAGAACCAGCCAGAUCCAUUGGUCCCCGUGAGAGUGCCCGGGGGUACCGACAGCGCAGCCUGCUGGAGAAAGAGCUGCUCUUCUUCGCCUAUGAUGUCUUCGGAAUUCCCUUUGUGGAUCCGGAUUCAUGGACUCCAGAAGAGGUGAUUCCCAAAAGAUUGCAAGAGAAACAAAAGUCCGAACGGGAAACGGCCGUCCGCAUCUCCCAGGAGAUCGGAGACCUUAUGAAGGAGAUUGAGACCCUGGUGGAGGAGAAGACCAAGGAGUCGUUGGAUGUGAGCAGGCUGAUGCGGGAAGGUGGCCCCCUGCUCUACGAAGACAUCAGUCUCACCAUGAACUCCAAAGUCUUGAAUGGUUCGCAGAGGGUGGUGAUGGAUGGUGUAAUCUCCGCUGACGAGUGCCGGGAGCUGCAGAGACUGACCAACGCAGCGGCGACCUCGGGAGAUGGCUACCGGGGUCAGACCUCCCCACACACCCCCAGUGAGAAGUUCUAUGGUGUCACGGUUUUCAAAGCCCUCAAGCUGGGACAGGAGGGGAAGGUCCCCCUGCAGAGCGCCCACCUGUACUACAACGUGACCGAGAAGGUGCGGCGCGUCAUGGAGUCCUACUUCCGCCUGGACACCCCUCUCUACUUCUCCUACUCCCACCUCGUGUGCCGCACCGCCAUCGCAGAGGCACAGGCCGAGAGGAAGGACAGUAGCCACCCGGUCCACGUGGACAACUGCAUCCUGAACGCCGAGGCCCUCGUGUGCGUCAAGGAGCCCCCUGCCUACACCUUCCGGGACUACAGUGCCAUUCUUUAUCUAAAUGGGGACUUCGAUGGAGGCGCAUUCUAUUUCACUGAGCUAGACGCCAAGACCGUGACGGCCGAGGUGCAGCCCCAGUGCGGGAGGGCCGUGGGCUUCUCUUCAGGCACGGAAAACCCGCAUGGAGUGAAGGCUGUCACCAGAGGGCAGCGCUGUGCCAUCGCCCUGUGGUUCACGCUGGAUGCGCGGCACAGUGAGCGGGACCGGGUGCAGGCGGAUGACCUGGUGAAGAUGCUCUUCAGCCCAGAGGAGGUGGACCUCUCCCAGGAGCAGCCCCAGGAAGCCCAGGAGGGGCCCCCCAAGCCUGUAGGGGAGUCUCUGUCUGGCAGUGAGGUGGGACACAGGGAUGAGCUCUGAUGGCGUCCGGCUCGCGGUGGACGGGUGAGCACACCCACCUGGAGGAACUGUGUCCCCCUGCCCCGGCCGGGCCCUGGGGGCUGUGGAGCAGCGGGGACCCGGUGUCUGCCGCCCAGCCAGCGGGACCCUGCUCACGGCCAUCCGCACGGUGCUGCCGCUCUCGGAGUGGACAUGGCGGGACGGCCCCCUUGCCUCUGCACCUGGCCGAGGGCUCAGGACGCCGACCCAGAGCCGCCCCCGGGGCCUGCACGGGCAGCCGUGUGACAGCACUACAGUAUUUAAGUGUCCGUGUAGACAACCAAAGAAUAAAUGAUGUGUGGUUUUUUA